Molecule: messenger RNA, 2833 nt
Organism: Archocentrus centrarchus (flier cichlid)
Lineage: Eukaryota; Metazoa; Chordata; Actinopteri; Cichliformes; Cichlidae
Product: zinc finger protein 37-like
Exons: 2
Coding region: 59-2746 (895 amino acids)
Biological process (GO): regulation of transcription by RNA polymerase II
Cellular component (GO): nucleus
Molecular function (GO): DNA-binding transcription factor activity, RNA polymerase II-specific
Source: RefSeq, a predicted model, not a curated record
AGGUUCGACGGUGCCGAGUUUACAACGAAGUUUCAGCGUCUUCAUUUAAAUUAUAACAAUGUAUCCCGUUCCAAGCAUGCGUAAAUUUGUCUGUGAUCGACUAACAGCGGCUGCUCAAGAAAUACUGGGAGCUUUUGAAAAGCGAGUAGAAGAGUACGAGUCAGAAAUCGCUCGUCAACGCAGGCUGCUGGAUACUAUGUUCACACCUGAGAUAAAGUUACAAGAUAAAGAUCUCACAAAGACUUCUCUCAGUCAGCAGAGUAACACUGAGAGUAACUCUGCUUUGGAUCAGCCUGAUAUUACACGGAUUAAAGAUGAACGUGAGGAAAUGUGCAUCAGUCAGGAACGACAGCAGCAGGAGACUGCUGCUUCUAAGGUGACCCCAGCUUGUGAUCAAAAUGCCUGCAGUGAUCAGUCUCGGCCUUCAGGCCCUGACCAAACUAACAGCCCAGCAAAUAACGAUCCCAGAUCCAGCAACUCAAACGAAGACGAAUGUGACAGAGAGCCUUCUGCAGCACCUGCACCAGAUGGUGACGACCAGUUCUUCUGUCACUACUCCGAUGAAGGGGAGAGUCAAGAUGAUAUAACUUGUAACUAUGGAAGUGAAACACCAACAAGAUAUGAUGACACACACACAUCAUCAGCUAGUGCAGAAGGGCAGAUGUUAGAUAAGGAAAAUAAUGAUGGGGACACCACAGUAAACAGUGGUGCAGAGGACACACAGAUUGGACAAUGCAGCCAUGAGACCAUGAAAAUAAGUACAACUACUGAGUCACCAGCAGACAUAAGAUGCGGCGUUGAAAACACAUCAUCCACCAGUAAUUCUGAGCUAAUGCCAACUGAUGCAAGUAAUAGUGAGACCACAUCUGCUGCAAGUGCUGAGCCAGCACAGAACAAGAAACAUGCAGAUGGGAAUAAAACAUCAACCACAACUGCUGGGCUAACACCUAACACGAAACAAAGGGGUGAGUGCACAGCAGCUACAAAAAGUACUGAACCAACAUUAAAAAAGACCCCAACAGAAACUAGAUGCAUCGACGUAACGCAACAUAAGAAGCAUGAUCAGAAGAGCCUGCCAUUAAAAGGAAAUGUUGAGCCAACACCAAAUAAGAAAAGUCAAGUUGGGAGACCAGUCACAACCGUUGGUGUCCAGCCCAGACUAGAUGAAAAAGGCAACGAUAAAACAUCAGCUGCAAGUGUUGAACUUGCAUCUAAAAAGAAAUGUAGUGAUGAGAAGACAAAACCAAGUGGAAGUACUGAUUUAGCUGCAAGUAGGAAACCCAGAGAUGGAAAAAUGUCAUCAAAUACAACUCCUCAAUCAAUACCAAAUGAGCAACACAAUGACUGGGACACAAACGAAGAUACUGAGCCAACAGCAGACAUUACAUGUUAUGAUGACACAUCAGUUGAAAGUCCCGAGCCAAUGCAAAAUAAGACAAGUGACCCAGAGAAGGGAGCAUUAAAUACAAGUACAGACCAGGCAGAAAAUAGGAAACCCACUGAGGGCAACGCAUCCUCAACUUCAAGUUCUAACCAAGCACAAAAGAAACACAGUGAAGGGAAGGUAGCUUCUCCUUCAAACACUGAACCAGCACAAAAUAAAAAUUCCAAGAGUGAUAAAAUGCCAUCAACUCGGAGUACUGAAGCAACACCAAAUAAGAUGCCUGCUGAUGGGAGAUUAGCAUCCACAAGUGCUAAGCAUACACAUACACACCAGAGCGUGUCGUCAACACGAACUAAGGAUUUAACAAAACAUAGGAAACAUAAACACGGAGACACAAUGUCUUCAAGUAGUAAGGAAGCAACGAGGCUUAAAAGACAAAAUGAUGGGAGGGCAACAUCAGAAGGAAGCACUGACCCAACACAAAAGAAGAGACACAAGGAUGAGAAUGGUGCACACACUCAUACUACAGAGGCAAAACAAAGUGAGAAACAUAACAAAAGGAGCACGGCAUCAAGUAAAAGUACUGAUCCAACGCAAAAGAGGAGACAUAGUGAAAAACGUGUUAAAGCAUCAAAUCAGAGUGAUGGUGGCAGAGCCGAGGAUGAGGAGAAUCCUUAUAAGUGCGACAGGUGCGGCAAGGUGAUGACUAAUUUCAAAAACUACAAAUUUCACAUGAAGUCGCACACCGUUGAAAAGACUUUCAAAUGCGACACUUGCGGCAAGAUGUUCCGGGAAAGUUGGGAUUUGAACAAACAUUUAGUAAUUCACGCUGCCGAGAAGCCCUUCAAGUGCGACAUUUGCGGGAAUGGAUUCAACCGACGUUAUAAUCUCGACCUGCACGUUAGGGUUCAUACUGGGGAAAAGCCCUACAAAUGCAGCCACUGCGGGAAAAGCUUCAGCUCCUGCGUGAACAUGAAGAAGCACAUAAGGAUCCAUACCGGCGAGAAGCCUUACACGUGCAGUGAAUGCGGCAAAGAGUUUGCCGAUUCUUCUGCUUACAAAAAUCAUUUGCGAGUGCACACGGGGGAAAGGCCCUUCAAGUGUACCUACUGCAAGAAGAAAUUUGCUACCAACACGACUUUAAAAAGGCACACCAGAACACAUACGGGUGAAAAACCAUAUAAAUGCACCGUAUGCGAUAAAGUGUUUGGUCACAAGACCGACCUGAAAGGACACAUGAGGAUGCACACCGGCGAGAAGCCUUACAAAUGCACUAGUUGUGGGGAACAGUUCUCCACCUGGUUAAAACUCCACAAACAUAAACGUGUGCAUGCAAAUGAUUCAGAAAAACCCACUGAUUAACGGAUCUGCAUUUGAUACAUCGUAGCAAAUGAAUCACAAGUAACAUCAUUUGAGUCAAUUCAUCGGACUUCACAUAGAUGCAAAUUU